This is a messenger RNA of Echinostoma caproni, 483 nucleotides long. The record is from the annotation of a GenBank genome assembly. Lineage: Eukaryota; Metazoa; Platyhelminthes; Trematoda; Plagiorchiida; Echinostomatidae.
AUGUGCGUUCUACUGAUCUUGUGGACUGUGCUGAUGUGCACUUUUCCACAUCUGGCCCUGCUUUCCGGUCCGGUGGCCAGAGCACUCUACGCCAUAUGGGUUUCUGUGAUGUUCUUUUGCGUGAGCGGUGUGCUAGUCCUCGCUCCGUCAGCAACCCAGAUUCUUUUCGGCCCGAAAAAUAUGGCCAUCAAUUACGGGAUCAUGUUCACUGCGCUGAUUCUUGGUAGCGUACUGGCCGCUUUGAUCACAACUGUCCGCGUUCGUGGAGAAUGGACAAUUCUGUUCGCAGCGAUUAGUAUGACUUGCGUUCUAGCACUGCUCGUUGUCGUUUGGAUUCUCGAUGCGAAAGCCCCGCGACAACUGCAAUUCAUAAACUUAUUUGCAAAACUUCGUGCAACCUGGUGUGCCCGUCACUGUUGCUGUCCGAAGUGUUGUUAUCGUCUACCCCAAUUGGAGGCUGAAAUUCAAGUUUCUAGACUCUAA